CAAACCGCACACAUACUUUUAAUAAAUUUGUAUAGUCAUGUAUCAAAAUGAAUGAUCGCGAAAUAGAACACUCAAACGAUAAAAUAUGGCCAGCAACAACGUUCAAGCAAUUUACAGUGACUACAGACACAGAUUCCAAAUACAAUUAUGAAUCUCUAGUUAUCAAAUACGCUAACGCAUGGCAAGUGUUCAUCACACAUAGCGGUAAAAUCGCAAGCUGGAUAUGUGCAUCAGCAGACACACCACACAGUGAUGUAUACAGUGUUAAGACACUACUAGGUAACAGACUACAGGAACAUCAUGCCGUAUACGCACGCACAUUAAUCAAGAUACUCUGCGACUCAUUAGGCAACAGAAAGCAAUUGGAACUGGAUCGUGAUACGGUAAUGAUACUAGGAAUGGAUGUCCACGAUGAUACCACGCAAACGUUCAAGCAAAUAACUGAACAGAUAAAAGACAUGUUUCUAAUAUAACGUAAUGCAGUUUGUUGCAACAGUAAUAGU
Messenger RNA from Babesia bovis T2Bo, 503 nucleotides. RefSeq lists its product as uncharacterized. The transcript has 4 exons. NCBI's taxonomy places the organism in Eukaryota, Apicomplexa, Aconoidasida, Piroplasmida, Babesiidae. Bases 48 to 473 code for a protein of 141 amino acids. Gene Ontology annotation, biological process: proteasome assembly. The record is from RefSeq and is a predicted model, not a curated record.